UUGCCAUACCGUCCAAUCAGAGAGUACGUUGCUUUGUUGUCGUACGUGUGCUGACAGCGGAACUGAACAAUCCAGAGGGAGGUUAUCUGCUAGAAUCCAAGUCAACAAGAUGGAGGUGGAGCAGCUCCUGUCUCUGUCAGGUUCAGCCCUGGCCCAGGCUGUCAGCUCUCUGCUGGAGACCCCAGGCCUCUACGUUUUCUCUGGCAUCCUGGAGCUGCCUAAUGUCAGAGAGCUGGAGAACGGCCCCCAUGCACCAGUGUACCGGCUCCUGAACCUCUUUGCCUAUGGAACCUACUGCGACUAUAAAGAGAGAGCAGCUUCUCUUCCAGAGCUGACCCCAGCACAGAGAAACAAACUCCGUCAUCUGUCGAUCAUCAGUUUGGCUUCCAACCUCAAGUGCCUGCCAUACUCGCUGCUCCUUCAGCAGCUUGAGUUGAAGAACGUGCGAGAACUGGAGGACCUGUUGAUCGAGGCUGUUUACUGUGACAUCAUCCAGGGCAAACUAGACCAGAGGAACCAGCAGGUGGAGGUAGACUGCAGCGUAGGUCGUGACCUCGGCCCCAACGAGCUCCCAAACAUAAUCAACACACUGCAGGAGUGGUGUACAGGCUGUGAGGCAGUGCUGUGUGGUAUUGAGGAGCAGGUUUCAAGGGCAAACCAAUACAGAGAAAGCCAACUAAAGGUCAAAGUCCAAGUGGAAACAGAAGUCUCAAAUCUACAGAAAACGCUAAAGGCGAGCGCUGCUUCUCCAUCAUCAGGCCCCGCCCCCGCUGGUGCCGCCUCGAAUCAGGAUGCAGAUCAGCCAGCCGAGCCGCGAGACCCUGCUUCCUCUCAGGAACCACGGCAACCUGGCAAAAAAAGUUCAAAGGUGAAAGGGCUUCGUGGCAGUGGGAAGAUCUGGUCCAAAUCCAACUGAGGACAAGAGCCUGAGAUCUGGGGAAAGCGGCACUGAUGGACAUAUGCUAAUUAAUGGACACAUGGGCAAGUUGACGGACAGAUGAAUACAUUAAAUAAUGUGACUACUUUUCAUGGAUACCCUUUUCUCACAAUUUCGCAGUAAAACCACAAAGCUUCACUGGAGCUUUCCUCACAACCUUUAUGGAUUCAGAAACACACGCUUGGGUGGUGGAUAAAACACGUGUGACAUUCACUCUUGUUGUUGUCAAAAGCUUUACAGCCAGCCUGCAAUGUAAAUAAACAGAGCACUUGUAACACAUGAGGACAGAGUAGUCUGCAGCAGGAGUCAGUUGCCUUUAACCAGAAGCAGGUUCUCUGUAUUUGAUUCAAAUGUUUUUGUGUAUCUCUGUUCUUUAUCUUUAGACUGAUUCUGUGUUGCUUUGUAUUGUUUCUUUCUGCUGAGUUGAGAUUUGUACAAAAUCUGAAUAUAAAUUGUUGGGAAAUAAAGCAAAGCCCUGUACUUA
Molecule: messenger RNA, 1421 nt
Organism: Melanotaenia boesemani (Boeseman's rainbowfish)
Lineage: Eukaryota; Metazoa; Chordata; Actinopteri; Atheriniformes; Melanotaeniidae
Gene: cops7a
Product: COP9 constitutive photomorphogenic homolog subunit 7A
Exons: 8
Coding region: 110-916 (268 amino acids)
Biological process (GO): COP9 signalosome assembly
Cellular component (GO): COP9 signalosome
Source: RefSeq, a predicted model, not a curated record